Molecule: messenger RNA, 1393 nt
Organism: Colossoma macropomum (tambaqui)
Lineage: Eukaryota; Metazoa; Chordata; Actinopteri; Characiformes; Serrasalmidae
Exons: 6
Coding region: 116-883 (255 amino acids)
Source: RefSeq, a predicted model, not a curated record
ACUGUCUGUAUCUUCUGAACACGUAACGUGACUCCUUUAGCUGAUCUUAAACUGAAAGGCAGUUAGCUCACAUUCUGAGUUUAUAUUGUUGUGCUACCCAGGUUAACCUGCAGCGAUGGUACUGGGAAAGAUACAUGAUGCUUUGAAGGUGCCCUUGCUACUUGCUCUUAGCUUCGGAGUUUACCUGCUGAGGCCUGAAUUCUGGCCUCCAUCUGCACAAGAAAAAGAAGAAACAUGCUGCUCAGGACACAAGAUAACAGUCUUAAAAUCUGUGUCUUUUUUAACUCCAUCCUUCAUUUGGAUGGCUCUGUUCUUCUUGGAUGGAAGAUACGUGGCUUGUUUGUGCACUGAGUUUAAGGGAGAAAAUUUGGACAGUAUUAGUGAGUCUCCGUGGGAAUGGUGUGACCAAAACCGAACACUGACUGAUGGCCAGCGCCGUGCACAGAAAUCAUUUUACAUCUCUAAGUUUGUAGGUUUUUCUCUCCUCAUUAUUGUCUUGCUCGCACUGCUGGUGUAUACAUGCUGUGAAGAUCACUGUACAGAAAAAUGGAAACAUGUGAAAAAUUGCCUGGAAAACUGCCCUAACUCUAAAAAACAGAAUAGAAAAAAAGAUGAAGAGGAGCUGAAUUUGCAGGUAACUAUCCAUCAACAAACUGAGCACAGCUUAUCUUCAGGAAGAGAUGAGAAAGCAGCUGAAGAAGACCGAAGGAGCAAAUCUGAUGGAGCAGCCCUGCUGUUCAGUCCACUGCCAGACCUGCUGCUCAAUACAUGGGCAAACUCGCAACCGAGCCCAAACAGGCGCGUGCAUGGUUUAGCCUCUGCAGACAUACCAGCUGAUCAGAACAAAUCCAGUGCUAAAACUCAGGCUCAACUGCCCUGUUGAGACACUCAAACUGACACCUGUCUCUUUCACCAAAUCUGCUCCUAUGUCUUCAUUUGCUAGUGAUUAAGUUUCGUCUUCUGUCACUGAUUCAGAUCCCUCCUGUGUCACUUAUUUUCUUAUGAUUCAGUUGUGCGUGUAUAUUUUUUGUCGUAUUUUUUACCUUCAGUAUUAUAUACAUUGUCUGUACUGUAACAAGUAACACCCUGUAACCUUGUAUUAGCAAGGUUAAUUACUUGCUUGUUAAUUCUUUUCUUCUUGUUACUUCUUUUCUUGAGUGCCUUGCUAUCCCUUUGCUGCUGUAGCACUGCUAGCACUGUUUGCUGAAGAAGCAAAGAAAUUGAACUUGUCAUUAAACACCAUAGCAGGCUCACUAGACAGAAGCACCAAUGCUUGUUUAAUCCCACAUAGUGCUUUUAAGUUAUUUAAAGAUACAUAUGGAAGCUCCUAAGUUGUGCAUUUUUGCGGUGUACUGUAUUAUUUCACUGUCAAUAAAUAUCUCUUGAUACAUCA